Molecule: messenger RNA, 2663 nt
Organism: Carica papaya (papaya)
Lineage: Eukaryota; Viridiplantae; Streptophyta; Magnoliopsida; Brassicales; Caricaceae
Source: RefSeq, a predicted model, not a curated record
CCAGCAGACACCAAAACCCCAAAUCUACGAAUACCAUUAACCCUUUUCUUCUUGCACGCUUUACUGCUUUCAAUACUGCAUGUUCUUUUUUUGAUUCAAUAACCAGACGUUUCAAUUGCCAACCUUGUCUUUCUCGGAGAUUUAUGGGUGUAAGACUUUGUUUGUUCGUUUGUUUGUAUUGUUUUUUUCCGUUCGACUGAUCUGAGAUAUAGUAUUUGUUGCUCAAUUUGUUGUUGUAAGUAGAAUUGUAUUUAAAUUAUGGGGAAUAGAGGUGAUUUUGAUGCGAGAAAGAUUAGAAAUAUAUGUAUAUUAGCACACGUUGACCAUGGCAAGACCACGCUUGCUGAUCAUCUUAUUGCCGCCUCUGGCGGCGGUGUACUUCACCCCGAAACUGCUGGUAGACUUAGGUUUAUGGAUUAUUUGGAUGAAGAACAAAGGAGGGCUAUUACAAUGAAGAGCUCUUCAAUAGCUCUGCGUUAUGAGGAUUAUUCAGUUAACCUCAUAGACUCUCCUGGUCACAUGGAUUUUUGUAGCGAGGUAUCUACUGCUGCUCGGCUGAGUGAUGGUGCAUUGGUUUUGGUUGAUGCUGUUGAGGGUGUUCAUAUUCAGACCCACGCUGUUUUGCGCCAAGCUUGGAUUGAGAAGCUGACGCCAUGUUUAGUGCUUAAUAAGAUUGAUAGGUUGAUUUCUGAGUUGAAGUUGAGUCCUAUGGAAGCACAUACUCGGUUGUUGAGAAUUGUUCAUGAGGUUAAUGGGAUUGUGAGCGCUUAUCAGUCUGAGAAGUACUUGUCAGAUGUUGAUUCUUUACUUGCUGGUCCUUCAGGAGAUGUGGGUGAUGAGAAUCUUGAUUUCUUAGAGGACGAGGAAGAUACAUUUCAACCGCAGAAGGGAAAUGUUGCUUUUGUGUGUGCAUUGGAUGGCUGGGGUUUUGGGAUUGAUGAGUUUGCCGAAUUUUAUGCGGCCAAGCUUGGUGCGAGUGUAGCUGCAUUACGGAAGGCGCUGUGGGGUCCCCAGUAUUAUAAUCCAAAAACUAAGAUGAUUAUGGGGAAGAAGGGAUUACUGAACCGGGCAGAUCCAUUUGUAGAAGUAACUGUAUCUUCUAGAGGGGAACAUGUACUGGCAGCUGCUGGAGAAGUCCACCUAGAAAGAUGCAUAAAGGACUUGAAAGAAAGAUUUGCAAAGGUAAGUCUGGAAGUUUCUCCACCUCUUGUGUCCUAUAAAGAGACCAUUGAAGGUGAGGAAUUUAAUCCAUUAGAUAGUUUAAAAUCAGUAAGUCGGAGCUCAGAGUAUGUUGAGAAGAUGACUCCAAAUGGAAGAUGUGUUGUUCGUGUGCAAGUCAUGAAACUACCUUCUACACUAACAAAGGUGCUUGAUGAAAGUGCUGAAUUGCUUGGAAGUAUUGUUGGAGGGAAGCCUGGGCAAAGCGUUAAGACCAUGGAAACCCAAAGAUCAAGCAUGGUGGAUAAUGAGAAUCCAAUUGAAGCAUUCAAGAAAAGGAUACUUGAUGCAUUGGACCACGACAUUUUUUCUGUUAAUGAAAGUGACAAGGAUCGAGUUGAGAAAUGUAAGGAUAAGUGGCUGGAGUUUCUUAGAAGGACCUGGGCAUUUGGUCCUAGGCAAGUUGGCCCUAAUAUCCUCUUCACUCCAGAUAGUGGAAGUAAUAACACAGAUUGCUCCGUUCUUAUACAGGGUUCUUCCCAUGUAUCUGAGAGGUUGGGCUUUGUGGUCGAUUCUGAUGAUCACGAUGUGGUUUCUGAGACAUCUUUUGAAGGAAAACCAUCAUUGUGCACGGAGGCACAGAGUCUUGAAAGCAGUGUGGUAUCUGGAUUUCAACUAGCUACAGCAGCUGGCCCCUUGUGUGAUGAGCCAAUGUGGGGGUUGGCUUUUAUUGUUGAGGCAUGUAUUUCUCCGUUGGAUAGACUGUCGAAUGAAUCUGAACCCAGCCAACAAUCUGAGCAGUAUGGUAUGUUCACGGGACAAGUUAUGUCAGCAGUCAAGGAUGCAUGUAGAGCAGCUGUUCUUCAGAAGAAACCCCGACUUGUGGAGGCAAUGUAUUUCUGUGAGUUAAACACCCCUACAGAAUAUUUAGGUCCAAUGUAUGCUGUGCUUGCUCGAAGGAGAGCCCGUGUCCUUAAGGAGGAAAUGAAUGAAGGCUCUCCACUUUUCACAGUUCAUGCUUAUGUGCCAGUUUCUGAAAGUUUUGGUUUUGCUGAUGAGUUGAGAAAAGGGACUUCAGGUGGUGCCAGUGCUCUCCUGGUACUUAGCCAUUGGGAGGCACUAGCUGAGGAUCCUUUCUUUGUGCCAAAAACAGAAGAAGAGAUUGAAGAGUUUGGAGACGGUGCUAGCGUGCUUCCUAAUACAGCUAGAAAGCUGAUUGAUGCUGUAAGACGGCGAAAGGGCCUCCCUGUAGAAGAAAAAGUAGUUCGGCAUGCAACUAAACAAAGAACCUUGGCUCGUAAAGUGUAACAGUUGUUUAUACACAGUUGUGAUAUUAGAUUCAAAAUUGAGAGGAACAUAUUGCGGCAUUUAUUUUGGUUAAUACAUAGUUUCAGUGGAGAUUACUUUGGUAUUUCCUUUGAGGUCCUCAUUGUUUUUGAAUGCUAAAGAUUCGCUAGAAGGAAAUUUUGGACGUUCCACUUGAAUGCAUUAUUGUCAGAAAGGAA